UUCACACACUCAUGCGUGAGGCGAGCGGAGCCAGAGACAAGAGCAGAGGUCGAACUCGGGAUCUGACAAGAUGGCCGGGCUGCCCCGCAGGAUUAUCAAGAAAACCCAGCGUUUGCUGGCAGAGCCAGUUCCCAGCAUUAAAGCAGAACCAGAUGAGAGCAGCGCCCGUUAUUUUCAUGUGGUCAUUGCUGGCCCUCAGGAUUCCCCCUUUGAGGGAGGGACUUUUAAACUUGAACUAUUCCUUCCAGAAGAAUACCCAAUGGCAGCCCCUAAAGUACGUUUCAUGACCAAAAUUUAUCAUCCUAAUGUAGACAAGUUGGCAGAAUAUGUUUUAGAUAUUUUGAAAGGUAAGUGGUCCCCAGCACUGCAGAUCCGCGCAGUCCGGCUAUCGAUCCAGGCUUUGUUAAGUGCUCCCAACCCAGACGGCCCAUCAGCAAAUGAUGUAGCGGAGCAGUGGAAGACCAACGAAGCCCAUGCCAUAGAAACAGCUAGAGCAUGGACUAGGCUAUAUGCCACGAAUAAUAUUUAA
Messenger RNA from Delphinapterus leucas (beluga whale), 529 nucleotides. Lineage: Eukaryota; Metazoa; Chordata; Mammalia; Artiodactyla; Monodontidae. The record is from RefSeq and is a predicted model, not a curated record.